This is a messenger RNA of Papaver somniferum (opium poppy), 1505 nucleotides long. Its product is annotated as salicylate carboxymethyltransferase-like. NCBI's taxonomy places the organism in Eukaryota, Viridiplantae, Streptophyta, Magnoliopsida, Ranunculales, Papaveraceae. The transcript is spliced from 4 exons. Gene Ontology annotation, biological process: methylation. Gene Ontology annotation, molecular function: S-adenosylmethionine-dependent methyltransferase activity. The coding region runs from base 209 to 1339 and encodes 376 amino acids. The record is from RefSeq and is a predicted model, not a curated record.
GGGUCGCGGGUCACCAUCUUAAUUAGGUACCCUUUCUGGAUCAAAUGAGAGUUAGGAAAACAAUUCCGGCCCAUCCAUGCAUUAAGCAAAUUCCAAAAUUAUCAUAAAGAACAGUAAUAACUAAUGUGUGUGAUAAAGUCCUUCUAUUUAACAGCAGAAAGAUCCUUACAGUGAGGAGUAGUUUAUUGCAGGUGUAAGAAAGUAACCGAUGGAUCAAGCCACUCAACAUCUCUACAUGAAUAAGGGCAUUUCAGAAAUUAGUUAUUCCUCUAACUCAUCAGUUCAGAAGAAAGCUAUAUACAAAACGAAGCCAGUGGUAGAGGAAGCAGUACUGGAUGUAUUAUCGAAGUUCUAUAGUAAUACUACCAUCUCUGCAACUGAGAAGAUUCAGAGUAUAUGCGUUGCAGAUUUAGGUUGUUCUUCUGGCCCAAAUACAGUGCUGGUCAUUUCUGAUCUGUUGAACACUAUUUACAACAAAUUUCGUGAGUCUGCCAUGGUUAUGCCCGAGAUCAUCGUGUUUCUUAAUGAUCUUCCUGAGAAUGACUUUAACACCCUUUUCAAGGACUUCAAAAGUUUGUCUGACGAAUUAAAAAUUACAAAUGAUUUUGGACCAUGUUUUAUUGCUGGGAUGCCUGGCACAUUUUAUGGUAGACUUUUUCCAAGUAACAGUGUUCACUUUGUUCAUUCUUCCUACAGUCUCCACUGGUUAUCUCAGGUUCCUACAGGGAAUGAGAGCAAUAAGGGGAACGUGUAUAUAGCAAAAUCAAGUCCUCCAUCGGUGGUUGAAGCGUAUUCAAAGCAGUUCAAGAAAGAUUUUAUCGCAUUUUUGAAGUGUCGUUCUGAGGAACUAAUCAAGAGAGGACGAAUGGUGUUAACACUCUUGGGUAGGAGAAGUUCAGAUCCUACCAGUAAAGAGUGUUGCUCUUUACUGGGGCUAUUAUCCAAGGCACUCAACGACAUGGUUUUAGAGGGAGUGGUUGAAGAGGAGAAAUUAGAUAUGUGUAACUUUCCGGUUUAUUUUCCGUGCCUUGAAGAAGUCAAAGCCAUAAUUCAGAAUGAAGGUUCGUUCGUGGUUAAUCACCUAGAGACAUUUCACGUGAACUGGGAUGGCAGUGAUUCUAGCGAAGUAGGUUUGAUGACAGACACUCUCAGAAGUAGCAAUCUCAUUGCUAACAGCAUCAGAGCCAUCUCAGAAUCCUUGCUAACGAGUCACUUCGGGGAGGAGAUAAUAAAUGAAGUGUUUGUUAGGUUCGGGGAGAUAGUUGAAGAAUAUGUUGUCAAAGAGAAAACCGAGUACACUAACCUUGUUAUUUCCGUGACCAAGGGCGACAUGAUCUAAAUCCCGUUAUAUGCAUGUUUUCUUUUGUAUGUACUUCCAGUAAAUUGGAUAAUUUCAAAUUUACCAGGAAAAUAAAUAUAUAAAUUCGAGUUUUAGUCUGUUUUGGAUUUUUUCAUCCUUUCUUGUCUGCGUACAAGUUAAGAUUUUUCCUAAGUCUAGUUCAAGU